AUGAGCGUGGUCAAGGCGCUCAAUGCGAACGGCCAGUUUGCCGACAAGAUGACAGCGCUUGCCGACGCGAUCGCAGCGUCACCGCGCCCCUUGUCGCUCUCGCUCGCGAUCACGGGUGCCCAUGCGGACGAAGAAGCCAUGCAGGUGGCGCUCAGCACGCGCAACUUGCGUCAAGCGGCCAAGAUCGACUCCGAGCACACGUCGGCCGUGCUCGACCCAGCGACUCUCACGUCGCUGUACCUCGGCGACCCUCCGAACGUCUCGCACGACCUCAGCGGCGCGCUCAUCCGCUUCUCGUCGCUGCAGCACUUCGACAUUCGAAUCGGAACUCUUCGCUCGUUCGGCACGGGCCUGCGCUUGGCCGUGCGUCCAGGCAAUGCCAUGGCACCAUUGAUGCAACGUCAACGGCCUUGA
This is a messenger RNA of Saprolegnia parasitica CBS 223.65, 414 nucleotides long. RefSeq lists its product as hypothetical. Bases 1 to 414 code for a protein of 137 amino acids. The record is from RefSeq and is a predicted model, not a curated record. The transcript has 2 exons. Lineage: Eukaryota; Oomycota; Saprolegniomycetes; Saprolegniales; Saprolegniaceae.